GUUUGAGUUAUACCUUUUAGGCCACCGUAGUUGUAGCUGAGGAGAUCGCGUCAUGGCCGACAUGGAGAGAGUUUACCGGAGGACUUUUUAAUAAAGUGGCUCACUCUCGGACACAAAUAAUGUGAAAUGGCAGCUGUUUUCCUAGUGACCCUGUACGAGUACUCCCCACUGUUUUACAUUAGUGUGGUGUCUUUGUGUUUCGUUGUUACCGCUGCCAUGGUGCUCGGCUGGUUUGGCUUUGAUGUCCCAGUGAUUCUUCGCAGCUCCGACGAGACGGAGUCAAACCUACCAACCCCUGAGAAGCAAAUGGUUCAGGUGACCAAUCCCUUUGCCCUGGAGAUGGGCUCUGGGGCGGCAUCUGUCACUGGCCAUGGUGACAUUAGCGAACACUCCCUUGCAGAUGGUGCGUCAGUGAGGCCUUGCUGUCUGGAGCCCUGUGUCCUGAGCUGUUUCUGGGGCUGCGAGGUCAGCGCCCUGCAGGGAGCGCUGCAGGCUCACAUGCGCGGGCCGAGGCUCCGCACCCCCCGACAUUUCCAGGAGGCCCUGCACCUCCGCUACCAGCACUGCCAGAGCUUUUGUAUCAGCAGUGAGGACAGCGAAGAACGCCACACGCAGAUUCCUGCUGACCGGAGGAUCACAGACUUUGGACCGUUGCCAAGGGAACGCUACCCUCUUGUAGCCGUGCUGACGCUGGCAGAGCCGGAAGCCAGAAACACGUACAACCUCGUGGCCAGUGUGACAGUUAUUCAUGUUCCUGAUGACAAAUACAGCCUUUCUGCGCGCCUUCUCUUUCAGUACCUUCUCACCUCACAGGGAAACAUGUACGAGUUAAAGCCUCUCUUCAUGUCAGCUGACACUGGGGGAGCGUCUGGGCCUCCCGACUCAGAGCAGAGUACCACACCCAGCGAACCCACCGAGGAGGCCCGCAGAGUGGAGCAGAGUCCAGUGCUGGAGGAGGAGGGCGAGCACUGGUCAGAGGGGACGGGCAGGGACUGCGUGGUCUGUCAGAAUGCAGCGGUGAACAGAGUGCUGCUGCCCUGCAGACACGCCUGUGUGUGCGACGGCUGUGUGUCACACUUCCAGCACUGCCCCAUCUGCAGGGCCUUCGUCCUGGAGUCCUUCACCCUGACACAAGGACCAGCUGCAGACCAGUUACUCCACACUGAACCAGUGAAUGACAUUCAAUAGAUAGUAUGCGGCGAGGCGGUCGUCGCUGCUAAAUAAGCCCUGUAGCUCCCCGACUCCAAAGCUUGACCUCGGAAUGAAUUUACAUCCGGCUUCCAUGGACGGAAAAGUUCAGCUGGACUGUAGAAAUGUAGCAUCUGUAACAUCCGUGGGUUACACUGCGGCAGCUGCAAGCAAUGCAAGCCAUUCCAUUAGACCGCCUCCAGCAGUAGUGCAUACUCCCAGUGUUUGUAGUCGAGUGCAGUGCGGAUUUGGGAUCGAGCUGCAGUUUUCCAGUGGCGAGAGCGAUGGUGUUCAGUCGGGCAGCGGCACCGCCUGGCGUUCUGCCUCGCUUAGACUCGAUCCCACACAUCUGACUCACAAUUCGCUUUAUUUCAACAUCAGCUCUUAGCACUGUGCAAACCUUCCUCCCUGGUCGCUGAUGCUGUCAAACAGCGACCUGAGAACUGUAACACAUUUGCUGCCUUGGCUACAGUGCGGUUCACACGUUCAUAGAAAUACAUGCACUAGUUUGUUUACUGCUUCCAUCUCUGCUUUCAGUCCAGCUGAACUGUUCAGUUGGAAGCUUGAAGUAUAUGAAUAACAUGAAAUAUAAAUGGUUUUAGUAGACGCCACAUAUGUUAACUAGAUAAUAUGCAGAGGCUGUCAUCCUGAAAUCAACACACUGAACCUAAUACUGAAUUAUCUGCUUUGUUGUGAAACAAAGAAACGCAAAGCUGCUUGAUUUGCACUCGUUUAAACCUGUCUGAAGUUAGUCCCGUGACACAGCUGAUCAGUUUCACAUAAUAGCUGUUUUCAUGUUUGCAAAGGAUGUAGGGAACGUUUUUGAUAUUUUCCAUGUACAGAUUAUUUAUGGAUUCUCCACUUUGUGAAUGUAUUUGUUGUAGAAUAUGAUGGUUAGACCUCUUCUCCAGGACCAGGGCAGUAUUUAUUAACCACAGCCGAUACUAACCUUUAAUCUGACCCAUUGUAAAUGAAGGGGAGUGUCAACGGAGCUGUCAGGAAGCACUGAAAGGACUGAAGAUUCAUUUGACAUGCAUGUGUUCCUGUUCUAAUGAGUGAGGAAACACCAGCAGCUGUGAGCCUGGGGACGGACGGACGGACGGACUGACAUCCAGCAGAGGGUGCCGCCAGAUGUAAACCCCAUCACACAGGAGACCAGGGUUUGACGGGCCACCUGGGUCUUCGCAGGCUCAUAGACAUAUUGGAGUUGCAUAUUUGAAAGUUUCUAUUUUUGAACUGUGAUACCGGUCAGCCUUAGAUGGCCAGAGCCAAAGAGAUGACUGAAUUCGCUAUGGUCAUGUCUCACCUGGGACUUUGACACUUCAGAAUCAAUCAAAUAUCAGUGCGACCUCCUGUUUCUGAGUGAACUGGCUGCUCCUUCUGUCGUUUAAAUCCUGUCGAGAGCCACGUCCUUGGAUUUUAUCAGCUCAGAGUGAAUAAUGGAGGAAGUCAUGCAUGUUUCUGAUGAUCUGAGAGAUGGAAAUCUUUUAACACCAACAUAUAGGCCUGUUUGGGAACUAAUAUGAUGACAGAAAACCUUAAGGCCAUCAGGAGAACAAGGCCCCGUAAAAACUCAUCAAAUGGUUGGUUGCAAUGUCAGCUACUGGUCCUGUUUUUUAGCCUGUACUCAUUUACAUCUUGUCAGACUGUCGCCAUUAAAAGCUGCUGAAUCGGCUGCGGUCAGCUUCUGUUUGCAGUGUAGCCAUGGAUGCAGAGACAACUGUCACUGGGUCACUGAAGAAAACUUAAAAACAUGAAGAUUCUGAAUGAAGGUCUACAGCCUCUUUACCCUCUGAAUUCGAAGUGGAUUUCUGGAGCUUUAUUCUGGAGCGACAUCAGAUAUCAUGACAUCCUCGGGAAGUGGAAGUCAAACUGAAUCAUAUCAACAUGGGUUUCAUGUUUGAGAAGGACUGAGAAGUCCUAACUGAGCCCCCCACACACACACACAGACAAACUCACCCACCCGUCUCCCUUUUUUGUCUUUGUCCUGCUGAAUGAGCUUUGAGUUAAAUUACAGAGCACAGUGAAGCACAAUGUAAUGUUCAUCCUGUCUGAAUGAGGCUUAAAUUUCUAUUAUUUCAGGCUUUUCACCUUGAUUGCUUAUGUAGUCGCGCAUGUUUAAUAACCCUAGAGGAUAUAAAUAGUAACCAUAGCUGCCAAUCUUUGGAACUUUGUUUUCAACACAAAACUUCAAGUUACACAAAAUAAUGCUGACUCUUUAGUCCACUUACUCGCUUUUUCCAGAGCUUUCAACUUUCCGCAGGUUUUAUCAGAAGAUGGACUUGUAAGUUGUCAUCUACUGAUGAGGACCGUAAGCGGCUGAAAGGCCUGAAAAAGCUAGUAAGUACAACCUGAGUCAUGAAUACCUUUUGUUAAAUGACUAUAUCCCAAGUUAGGAACAAACGUUUACACUCAAAGU
Messenger RNA from Xiphias gladius (swordfish), 3607 nucleotides. It is a transcript of the gene cgrrf1, whose product is annotated as cell growth regulator with ring finger domain 1. The transcript has 6 exons. Lineage: Eukaryota; Metazoa; Chordata; Actinopteri; Istiophoriformes; Xiphiidae. Gene Ontology annotation, biological process: negative regulation of cell growth. The coding region runs from base 127 to 1188 and encodes 353 amino acids. The record is from RefSeq and is a predicted model, not a curated record.